GGCAUUCCUAGCUCAGUCGGUAGAGCGCACGGCUCUUAACCGUGUGGUCGUGGGUUCGAUCCCCACGGAGUGCGCUUUUCUUUUCAAGCAAAAGAGAUGCGUGAAGGCACAUCAGCCAAGUUUUCUUUUGGAAGGAACGUACUCUACUGAGAAGGAGCAAUUGUGAUUCUCUUGCGGCACCUCUUCUAUGCGAAGUGCGAUGCCAUUGAGCGCCUUGGUCGAUACGGCUCUCUCUUGAUAGCGGCUAAGGCCGUCAUGUUGUCGAUCUGUAUACGAAGGUUCAACCCUGCGGAAAUCCAUCGCCGCAAGUGUAUUACCGCGAGAACCACGGUGUUCCCCUCCAGCGCGGUUAUGUCGCGCUGCUCUGCUGCGGACCAUGCUUCUCCAACGUUCAUGAUUUCUUGGGGCUCGUCCCGCAUCAACACCGCUCCACAACCGGCUCCAGAGGCAUCGGUGUAGAGGGUCAUUGUCGGCAUUCUCGUUGCCAUGGCCGGCGCUAUCGCUCCUGGGCGGUUCUUCUGAGCCAGGUCGUACCACUAUUUAAGUUGUGCAUGCCCCGUUGGGCGUGUGCAGGCCGGCUCCUUCACCAGGAGAGGUGUCCGGAUGAGCUGAGACGGCCUUCGUCUAAUGAGCUUCAACACCCAAUAGAACUCUGCGGUGCGGAUAUGUAGGAAUGACGAGCUGCGGAGGAUUUGUGCGUACCGUCGCUCCAAGUCACCGCCCGUCAUGCUUGGCGUCGGACCAUCAAUCUUCUGGAUCGUGUGAUCUGCCACGCAAACUUUGUGAGCUGCAGGGUUGAAAUAUACCCCCUAUGAAGUCGGGGACUUCUCUUGCGUAUCUCUCGUCGGUGUGAAGAGAGAGUGGGAACUCUUGCGCGGUGGUCCACAUCCUCCUGAAUGCUAUUUGGACUGCUUGACGCGUGCCUGCGUACCGUAUGUUGUCGAUCCAAACGUCGAUUGAGGUCAGGGCUGGGUCGUUCACGGUGAACUCGUUGCCCGCACACGUCGGACGGCCUGCCACGGUGGACGUGAGGAUUUGCACGAUUUCCGGUGAGACCGUGUGUCCGAUCGGAGGCCGCGUCACGCACCGUUGUGUGCCGCUAUUCGGAUCUGCGAAGACGAAGCGUUGUUGCAUUCUAUCUGGGAGCUCGACCUGGAAGAAAUUGAAUGUCAGGUCGUGUACGCUGCCCAUGUCGGCGUUUACUGCGUCGAGGUGUAUCGAAAGGUGUUGGAGUGGCGCAUCUGGUUGGUAG
Leptomonas pyrrhocoris is the source of this 1252-nucleotide messenger RNA. RefSeq lists its product as hypothetical. Bases 935 to 1252 code for a protein of 105 amino acids. The transcript has a single exon. The record is from RefSeq and is a predicted model, not a curated record. NCBI's taxonomy places the organism in Eukaryota, Euglenozoa, Kinetoplastea, Trypanosomatida, Trypanosomatidae.